AUGUGUUCAAUCAAAGCUGUCAUUAUCGUAAUUUUCUGCGUACUAGUGGUGAAAGCAGCCAAAUACACUGGUCCAACGAAUCAGGCUGGCUUGAACCUAAUCAAGGAAUUUGAAGGGUUUAGAGCAAAUUUUUAUCAGGACUCUGUCGGCAUUCGAACCAUCGGAUAUGGCCAUGCUUGUCACGUAUCGAACUGUAAUGUCCCAUUAAGUGGCCGGUACGCUGUUCCACUGACGACGACGAACGGGGAACGACUUUUGCAAGAAGAUCUUCAAGAGUUCGAGACUUGUGUUCGAAAUGCGAUCACGUUCAGCAGUCUGAACGCCAACCAGUUCUCAGCCCUUGUCUCCUUUUCCUUCAACUUGGGAUGUGGGAGUCUGAGGAGGUCCUCCCUUCGCACCCUCCUCAACCAGGGGGACGUGGGUGGGGCGAGUCGAGAAUUUGGGAAAUGGGUCCGUGCUGGGGGUAAGCGACUCCCAGGCCUCGUGCGGAGACGAGGAGCAGAACGAACAUUAUUUUGCUCGGGAGGGCUUUGCUAA
Folsomia candida is the source of this 537-nucleotide messenger RNA. Its product is annotated as lysozyme RrrD. Gene Ontology annotation, biological process: peptidoglycan catabolic process; cell wall macromolecule catabolic process. The record is from RefSeq and is a predicted model, not a curated record. Bases 1 to 537 code for a protein of 178 amino acids. Gene Ontology annotation, molecular function: lysozyme activity. NCBI's taxonomy places the organism in Eukaryota, Metazoa, Arthropoda, Collembola, Entomobryomorpha, Isotomidae. The transcript has 3 exons.